This is a messenger RNA of Monodelphis domestica (gray short-tailed opossum), 638 nucleotides long. NCBI's taxonomy places the organism in Eukaryota, Metazoa, Chordata, Mammalia, Didelphimorphia, Didelphidae. The record is from RefSeq and is a predicted model, not a curated record.
UUGUAGCUAACAUCAAGGGGGUGCAGGAGGGGAGAACAUUCUGAGAACCAGAUAAAGGGCAAGUCCUGAGCCAGGACACGCUGACGAGGACAGGCAAAGAAAGCCAGUAGCCACUGGCCAGGGUCCUAUUGCUUUUUCAGCCAUGUCACUUGGACACUCCUUCUUCUCUCUGCAGGUACCAGUGGUGAAACAGCAAUCAGUGAGACUCAGCUCAGAGCUGUGGCUGGCAGAGGCACAUCUUAAGACUUCCCUGACUGCUUCCUCCUCUUCCUCUUCCUCUUCUUCUUCCUCUUCCUCUCUCCACUCUCCCUCUUUCUGGCCAGCCCCCAAGCCCCAGCUGAGCUGUCCAGAGCAUCAUGGCCAACAGGAGCCCCAGUAUCCGGAUUGGAGAUGAUGCACCAGGCUACGACCUGGACUGCUUUAGCAUCCCGAAGAAUUACACGCAAGAUCUGGAAAAGGUGUUCAUCCCUCAUGGGCUCAUCAUGGACAGGAUUGAGAGGCUGGCCGGCGACGUGCUCCAGGACAUGGGAGGCCAGCACAUCGUGGCCCUCUGUGUCCUCAAGGGGGCCUAUAAGUUCUUAGCUGGCAAUGUUCUAUAUGAGUACAUGUGGUCCUUUUACCAUAAAACAAAAGCUUAG